AUGACACGUGAGCAUUGAAGUGGCAAACCAGUAACCGGAAAACUCUAAAACCCUAACAAUAACCCCUGCCGCAUUAAACAACAACAACAACAACAGAGUUCUCUCUCUCUCUCUCGCAAAAAAAUGGGAAUACCUUCAUUUUACAGAUGGCUUUUGGACAGGUACCCGCGGACGGUGGUGGACGCCAUCGAAGAAGAACCGCCGGACGCCACAAAGCCGAACCCAAACGGCAAGGAAUUCGACAACCUCUAUCUCGACAUGAACGGCAUCGUCCAUCCCUGCUUCCACCCGGAAGGCCUGCCGCCUCCCAAAAGCUACGACGACAUCUUCGCCGCCGUCUUCAGCUACAUCGACCGCGUCUUCUCCAUCGUCAGGCCCCGCAAACUCCUCUUCCUAGCAAUCGAUGGUGUAGCGCCGCGAGCUAAGAUGAAUCAGCAACGUUCUAGGCGUUUUCGGGCAGCUAAGGAUGCAGCUGCUGAAGCUGCUUCAAGAGAGAAGACAUUUGAAUCAGAAGAAGAAAAGGCAGCGUAUUUGGAGCAGUGUAAGAAGAUGGACUCAAAUGUGAUCACACCCGGAACUGAAUUCAUGGCAUUGUUGUCAUUGGCUCUUUGUUAUUAUAUACAUUUGCGGAUGAAUAAAGAUCCUGGGUGGCGGGGAGUUAAGGUCAUUCUUUCUGAUGCCAAUGUUCCCGGUGAAGGGGAGCAUAAGAUAAUGUCUUACAUUCGAUUACAAAGAAAUCUUCCGGGAUAUGAUGUAAACACCAGGCAUUGUCUGUAUGGAUUGGAUGCGGAUCUUAUCAUGCUUGCACUAGCUACCCACGAAUUGCAUUUCUUUAUUCUGAGAGAGGAUGUCCGUGGAGCAAGAUCAAAUGAUAAACAUCAGCAAGAAAAUAUGAAAAAGUCAAAGGAAAUGGAAGUGGAGGGCGAAAAUCUUGAAGGUUUUAUCUCAAGGCAGAAAUUUCAGUUUCUCAACAUAUUGAUUCUCAGGGAGUAUUUACAACUUGACAUGACCAUCCGGGCAAAAAAGAAGUCCUCAAAAAAGAAGUCCAUAUUUACCAAAAAAGGGAAGAAGAAGUUGAAAUUAGAACGCUUGAUUGAUGAUUUUGUCUUCAUGUGCUUGUUUGUUGGAAAUGACUUUCUUCCCCACAUUCCUUCAUUGGAAAUAUCUGAGGGGGCUAUCGAUCUGCUCAUGAUGGUUUACAAAAAGGAAUUUCGCAAAAUGGGAGGUUACCUCACAGAUUCUUUUAAGGUAAACUUGAAACGUGUGGAGCACUUUGUCCAGGUUUUGGCAUCUCAUGAAUGUGCAAUUUUUAGAAGACGACGCCAGAUGCAGAAGGAAAGAGGACUCCGCUAUCGACGAUUUUCAAAUAAGAAGAAUACCCGUUCUUCAAGUAACCUUAUAAGUCAAAAUCAUCGUAAUUCAAGUUCUGUUGAGACUCAAACACCAAUCAACUUGUCAUCCGUUGGCACAAAUGCAGUUGUGGAUGAGAUUAAGCUGGGGGAAACAAAGGGUUGGAAGGAAAGAUUUUAUGCUGAAAAGUUUGAGGUUGAAAUUAAAGAUGUCGAGAAAAUUCGGAGACAUGCGGUUUCUAAAUAUAUUGAAGGGAUAUGUUGGGUCAUGCAUUACUACUACGAAGGAGUAUGCUCCUGGCAAUGGUUUUACCCAUAUCAUUAUGCCCCGUUUGCUUCAGACUUUAGUGGUGUUGAUCAAUUAAAAAUUGAAUUCACAUUAGGGAAACCUUUCAAGCCAUUUGAUCAGUUGUUGAGUGUAUUGCCUGCUGCAAGUGCACAUGCUCUUCCUUUGUUUUACAGGAAGCUGAUGACAGAUAUGUCAUCACCUUUAUCAGAUUUUUACCCUACUGAUUUUGAGCUUGAUAUGAAUGGGAAACACUUUUCUUGGCAGGCUGUUUGUAAGUUACCAUUUAUUGAUGAGUCACGCCUUCUUUCGGAGAUUUCAAAAGUGGAGCAUACAUUGACGGAUGAAGAAAGAUGCAGAAAUAGUUUCAGUCUGGAUGUACUGUUUGUUCAUGCUUCACAUCCUUUAACAGUGAAGAUACUUGCUUUCUGUCAGAGAAAAGCUGUUCAUCCAAAGUUUGCUGGCACUAAAGUUAAGCGAAAAAUUAAUCCAAAAUUCAGUGAUGGAAUGAAUGGGUACAUGUACAUUUCCGAUAAGCCUGUGCAGCCUGUGGAAAUCCUUUCACCAAUUGAGGACAUGGAGAUUAUUUCUAAUAAUGAAGUAUUAUCAGUCUUCUUCAAAUGCCCACCAUUCCAUUCUCACAUCACUAGUAUAUCAAAAGGAGUAAAAGUGCCUCGCAUGUCUGUCAGGAAGAAGGACAUUUUACCUCCACCUGUUUUGUGGCAUAAGAAGUCAGCUGUCCUUGGACGCAUACAUUCUGAAAGGUCCAUCCCUAAGUCAAUCUCAGGUCAUCUUCUAGCAAAAUUAGCUCGUAAACUUCUAUCUAAAUGUUACCCUCCGAGAAAGAAGUGGGGGUCUAUGGAACUGGGUGACAACAUAGGUGUGGAUGGAUUCAUAUCCCGUUUGAAUUUGAUUGAUACUGUUCCACAGGGUGGGGCUGGAUUUUAUAAAAACUGCAUUUAUUGUGAUAUUGGAGCUCCAGAUGAACAAGUUGGUGAGACUGGAGCAAAUGGUUUGGAGUGUGGCAGAGUACCAAUUACAAAUCAUGUUAAUUGCGAAACACUGAUUCGAAGUUUGAAACCGAAACGGAGCAAAGCCAUACGUGCAAUGGAUUUGGAGCCAUCAAUUUUUGAGUUAGCUGCUGAAGCUGAAAAAAAUAGGGUUAAUCAUGAAGUCCCAUAUACACAUGUUGGUGAGACAGGCACAAAUAGAGUGGUAUGUGCACAAAAUUUGGAGCCAACAAUUUUUGAGUUAGUGGCUGCAACUGAUAAAAAUUGUGUUGAUGGAGUCCCAGAUAAUCAAGUUGGUGCGAAUGAGGCAAAUGGAUUGGUAUAUGCUAGUGGAGUUCCAGAUAAUUGUGUUGAUGUCAAAUCUAAAAAAAAGAAACGGAAACAGAGCAAAGCCGGAGGUGCACAGAAUUUGGGGCCAACAAGUUGUGAGGUAGGGACAGGAGCUGAAAAAAAUUGUGUUAAUCAUGAAGUCCCAGAUACACAUGUUGGUGAGACACACACAAAUAGAGUGGUAUGUGCACAGAAUUUGGAGCCAACAAUUUUUGAGUUAGCGGCUGCAGCUGAUAAAAAUUGUGUUGAUGGAGUCGUAGAUAAUCAUGUUGGUGCGAAUGAGGCAAAUGGAUUGGUAUGUGCUAGUGGAGUUCUAGAUAAUUGUGUUGAUGUCAAAUCUAAGAAAAAGAAAUGGAAACAGAGCAAAGCCGGAGGUGCACAGAAUUUGGGGCCAACAAGUUGCGAGGUAGAGAUGGGAGCUGAAAAAAAUUAUGUUAAUCAUGAAGUCCCAGAUACACAUGUCGGUGAGACAGGCACAAAUAGAGUGGUAUGUGCACAGAAUUUGGAGCCAACAAUUUUUGAGUUAGCGGCUGCAGCUGAUAAAAAUUGUGUUGAUGGAGUCCCAGAUAAUCAUGUUGGUGCGAAUGAGGCAAAUGGAUUGGUAUGUGCUAGUGGAGUUCUAGAUAAUUGUGUUGAUGUCAAAUCUAAGAAAAAGAAACGGAAACGGAGCAAAGCCGGAGGUGCACAGAAUUUGGGGCCAACAAGUUGUGAGGUAGAGAUGGAAGCUGAAAAAAAUUGUGUUAAUCAUGAAGUCCCAGAUACACAUGUCGGUGAGACGGGCACAAAUAGAGUGGUAUGUGCACAGAAUUUGGAGCCAACAAUUUUUGAGUUAGCAGCUGCAGCUGAUAAAAAUUGUGUUGAUGGAGUCCCAGAUAAUCAAGAGAGGGAAGCUGAAAAAAAUUGUGUUAAUCAUGAAGUCCCAGAUACACAUGUCGGUGAGACAGGCACAAAUAGAGUGGUAUGUACACAGAAUUUGGAGCCAACAAUUUUUGACUUAGCGGCUGCAGCUGAUAAAAAUUGUGUUGAUGGAGUCCCAGAUAAUCAAGUUGGUGUGAAUGGGGAAAAUGGAUUGAUAUGUGCUAGUGGAGUUCCAGAUAAUUGUGUUGAUGUCGAACCUAAGAAAAAGAAACGGAAACGGAGCAAAGCUGGAGGUGCACAGAAUUUGGGGCCAACAAGUUGUGAGGUAGGGAUGGGAGCUGAAAAAAAUUGUGUUAAUGGAGUCCCAGAUAGUCAAGUAGGUGCAAAUGAGGCAAAUGGAUUGGUAUGUGCUAGUGGAGUUCUAGAUAAUUGUGUUGAUGUCAAACAGAGCAAAGCCGGAGGUGCACAGAAUUUGGGGCCAACAAGUUGCGAGGUAGGGAUGGGAGCUGAAAAAAAUUGUGUUAAUCAUGAAGUCCCAGAUACACAUGUCAGUGAGACAGGCACAAAUAGUGUGGUAUGUGCACAGAAUUUGGAGCCAACAAAUUUUGAAGUAGGGACUGCAGCUGAUAAAAAUUGUGUUGAUAACAGAGACCCAGAUAAGCAUGUGGGUGAGACUGGGGCAAAUGGAUUGGUACAUGCUAGUGGAGUUCCAGAUAAAAAUUGUGUUAAUGUUAAAUCUAAGAAAAGGAAACCGAAAGGGAGCAAAGUGAGAGGUGCACAGAAUUUGGAGCUAACAAUUUGUGAGGCAGGUACUGGAGCCAAUUUAAAUUGUGUUGAUAACCGAGUCCAAGAUAAGCAUGUUGGUGAUAGCGUAUCAAAUGGAUUGAUAUGUCCUAGUGGUGUUUUGGAUAAAAAUUGUGUUGAUGGAAAAUCUAAGAAAAAGAGACAGAAACGGUGCACAGUGGGGGGUGCAGAGAAUUUGGAGCCAGCAAUUUGCGAGUUAGAAACUGGAGCCAAUGAAAUUUUUGUUGAUAAUGGUCUCCAAGAUCACCAUGUUGGUGAGACUGGAGCAAAAGCAUUGGAAUAUUCUGACGGAGUCCAAAAUAACAAUGUUGGUGAGAAUGGAGCAAAUGUAUUGGCCUUUGGUUAAAAAUUGGAAGAAGUUUGAUGAGAGGUGUAGGAGAACUGAAUUGGAUAAGGAGCUGAGAUAAUAGGGUCCCAGAUAACCAUUUAGGUGCAGUUAGAUUGGCCUGCCAUUCGAAUAUGGAAUGGGACUUUGUGAAUGGGAUUGGUGGUGAAAAGAAAAGAAACAGCCGAGUUUGCUGAUUGGAGACAAAAAGUGGGGUGGAAAAUUAGGCAGAAACUGCCAUGAUAAUGGAGUCCCGGAUUGCCAAGGCAAGAGAUAGUAGAUAGGACUGAAGUUCGGAGAGAGAGGGAGAGAGAGAGAGAGAGAAAAGAUUAAGAUCCAGAUAAUGUGUUCGUGGCACAGCUAUUCGGGAGCCAAACUUGUAUUACGACAUUUUUGGUGUCCUGUACAAUUUUGCUGCAGGGAGUAAUAAAUCAUACUGUUUUAAACAUUAUAAUGUUGUGGACUUAUGGGUGUCAUGUACAAUUUUGCACCUAAUUUAAUUAUAAUUAUUUGAUAAACAAAUACCCACAGCUUCAUGUUA
Molecule: messenger RNA, 5503 nt
Organism: Quercus robur (English oak)
Lineage: Eukaryota; Viridiplantae; Streptophyta; Magnoliopsida; Fagales; Fagaceae
Product: 5'-3' exoribonuclease 4-like
Exons: 22
Coding region: 124-4983 (1619 amino acids)
Biological process (GO): nuclear-transcribed mRNA catabolic process
Cellular component (GO): nucleus
Molecular function (GO): 5'-3' RNA exonuclease activity; RNA binding
Source: RefSeq, a predicted model, not a curated record